AUGGUGUCAGUGUAUUCGGCCGACGGUCGUACAAUGUCACCGGGAGUGUCACCGGGAGUGUCACCGGGAGUGUCACCGGGAGUGUCACCGGGAGUGUCACCGGGAGUGUCACCGGGAGUGUCACCGGGAGUGUCACCGGGAGUGUCACCGGGAGUGUCACCGGGAGUGUCACCGGGAGUGUCACCGGGAGUGUCACCGGGAGUGUCACCGGGAGUGUCACCGGGAGUGUCACCGGGAGUGUCACCGGGAGUGUCACCGGGAGUGUCACCGGGAGUGUCACCGGGAGUGUCACCGGGAGUGUCACCGGGAGUGUCACCGGGAGUGUCACCGGGAGUGUCACCGGGAGUGUCACCGGGAGUGUCACCGGGAGUGUCACCGGGAGUGUCACCGGGAGUGUCACCGGGAGUGUCACCGGGAGUGUCACCGGGAGUGUCACCGGGAGUGUCACCGGGAGUGUCACCGGGAGUGUCACCGGGAGUGUCACCGGGAGUGUCACCGGGAGUGUCACCGGGAGUGUCACCGGGAGUGUCACCGGGAGUGUCACCGGGAGUGUCACCGGGAGUGUCACCGGGAGUGUCACCGGGAGUGUCACCGGGAGUGUCACCGGGAGUGUCACCGGGAGUGUCACCGGGAGUGUCACCGGGAGUGUCACCGGGAGUGUCACCGGGAGUGUCACCGGGAGUGUCACCGGGAGUGUCACCGGGAGUGUCACCGGGAGUGUCACCGGGAGUGUCACCGGGAGUGUCACCGGGAGUGUCACCGGGAGUGUCACCGGGAGUGUCACCGGGAGUGUCACCGGGAGUGUCACCGGGAGUGUCACCGGGAGUGUCACCGGGAGUGUCACCGGGAGUGUCACCGGGAGUGUCACCGGGAGUGUCACCGGGAGUGUCACCGGGAGUGUCACCGGGAGUGUCACCGGGAGUGUCACCGGGAGUGUCACCGGGAGUGUCACCGGGAGUGUCACCGGGAGUGUCACCGGGAGUGUCACCGGGAGUGUCACCGGGAGUGUCACCGGGAGUGUCACCGGGAGUGUCACCGGGAGUGUCACCGGGAGUGUCACCGGGAGUGUCACCGGGAGUGUCACCGGGAGUGUCACCGGGAGUGUCACCGGGAGUGUCACCGGGAGUGUCACCGGGAGUGUCACCGGGAGUGUCACCGGGAGUGUCACCGGGAGUGUCACCGGGAGUGUCACCGGGAGUGUCACCGGGAGUGUCACCGGGAGUGUCACCGGGAGUGUCACCGGGAGUGUCACCGGGAGUGUCACCGGGAGUGUCACCGGGAGUGUCACCGGGAGUGUCACCGGGAGUGUCACCGGGAGUGUCACCGGGAGUGUCACCGGGAGUGUCACCGGGAGUGUCACCGGGAGUGUCACCGGGAGUGUCACCGGGAGUGUCACCGGGAGUGUCACCGGGAGUGUCACCGGGAGUGUCACCGGGAGUGUCACCGGGAGUGUCACCGGGAGUGUCACCGGGAGUGUCACCGGGAGUGUCACCGGGAGUGUCACCGGGAGUGUCACCGGGAGUGUCACCGGGAGUGUCACCGGGAGUGUCACCGGGAGUGUCACCGGGAGUGUCACCGGGAGUGUCACCGGGAGUGUCACCGGGAGUGUCACCGGGAGUGUCACCGGGAGUGUCACCGGGAGUGUCACCGGGAGUGUCACCGGGAGUGUCACCGGGAGUGUCACCGGGAGUGUCACCGGGAGUGUCACCGGGAGUGUCACCGGGAGUGUCACCGGGAGUGUCACCGGGAGUGUCACCGGGAGUGUCACCGGGAGUGUCACCGGGAGUGUCACCGGGAGUGUCACCGGGAGUGUCACCGGGAGUGUCACCGGGAGUGUCACCGGGAGUGUCACCGGGAGUGUCACCGGGAGUGUCACCGGGAGUGUCACCGGGAGUGUCACCGGGAGUGUCACCGGGAGUGUCACCGGGAGUGUCACCGGGAGUGUCACCGGGAGUGUCACCGGGAGUGUCACCGGGAGUGUCACCGGGAGUGUCACCGGGAGUGUCACCGGGAGUGUCACCGGGAGUGUCACCGGGAGUGUCACCGGGAGUGUCACCGGGAGUGUCACCGGGAGUGUCACCGGGAGUGUCACCGGGAGUGUCACCGGGAGUGUCACCGGGAGUGUCACCGGGAGUGUCACCGGGAGUGUCACCGGGAGUGUCACCGGGAGUGUCACCGGGAGUGUCACCGGGAGUGUCACCGGGAGUGUCACCGGGAGUGUCACCGGGAGUGUCACCGGGAGUGUCACCGGGAGUGUCACCGGGAGUGUCACCGGGAGUGUCACCGGGAGUGUCACCGGGAGUGUCACCGGGAGUGUCACCGGGAGUGUCACCGGGAGUGUCACCGGGAGUGUCACCGGGAGUGUCACCGGGAGUGUCACCGGGAGUGUCACCGGGAGUGUCACCGGGAGUGUCACCGGGAGUGUCACCGGGAGUGUCACCGGGAGUGUCACCGGGAGUGUCACCGGGAGUGUCACCGGGAGUGUCACCGGGAGUGUCACCGGGAGUGUCACCGGGAGUGUCACCGGGAGUGUCACCGGGAGUGUCACCGGGAGUGUCACCGGGAGUGUCACCGGGAGUGUCACCGGGAGUGUCACCGGGAGUGUCACCGGGAGUGUCACCGGGAGUGUCACCGGGAGUGUCACCGGGAGUGUCACCGGGAGUGUCACCGGGAGUGUCACCGGGAGUGUCACCGGGAGUGUCACCGGGAGUGUCACCGGGAGUGUCACCGGGAGUGUCACCGGGAGUGUCACCGGGAGUGUCACCGGGAGUGUCACCGGGAGUGUCACCGGGAGUGUCACCGGGAGUGUCACCGGGAGUGUCACCGGGAGUGUCACCGGGAGUGUCACCGGGAGUGUCACCGGGAGUGUCACCGGGAGUGUCACCGGGAGUGUCACCGGGAGUGUCACCGGGAGUGUCACCGGGAGUGUCACCGGGAGUGUCACCGGGAGUGUCACCGGGAGUGUCACCGGGAGUGUCACCGGGAGUGUCACCGGGAGUGUCACCGGGAGUGUCACCGGGAGUGUCACCGGGAGUGUCACCGGGAGUGUCACCGGGAGUGUCACCGGGAGUGUCACCGGGAGUGUCACCGGGAGUGUCACCGGGAGUGUCACCGGGAGUGUCACCGGGAGUGUCACCGGGAGUGUCACCGGGAGUGUCACCGGGAGUGUCACCGGGAGUGUCACCGGGAGUGUCACCGGGAGUGUCACCGGGAGUGUCACCGGGAGUGUCACCGGGAGUGUCACCGGGAGUGUCACCGGGAGUGUCACCGGGAGUGUCACCGGGAGUGUCACCGGGAGUGUCACCGGGAGUGUCACCGGGAGUGUCACCGGGAGUGUCACCGGGAGUGUCACCGGGAGUGUCACCGGGAGUGUCACCGGGAGUGUCACCGGGAGUGUCACCGGGAGUGUCACCGGGAGUGUCACCGGGAGUGUCACCGGGAGUGUCACCGGGAGUGUCACCGGGAGUGUCACCGGGAGUGUCACCGGGAGUGUCACCGGGAGUGUCACCGGGAGUGUCACCGGGAGUGUCACCGGGAGUGUCACCGGGAGUGUCACCGGGAGUGUCACCGGGAGUGUCACCGGGAGUGUCACCGGGAGUGUCACCGGGAGUGUCACCGGGAGUGUCACCGGGAGUGUCACCGGGAGUGUCACCGGACGGAGUGUCACCGGGAGUGUCACCGGGAGUGUCACCGGGAGUGUCACCGGGAGUGUCACCGGGAGUGUCACCGGGAGUGUCACCGGGAGUGUCACCGGGAGUGUCACCGGGAGUGUCACCGGGAGUGUCACCGGGAGUGUCACCGGGAGUGUCACCGGGAGUGUCACCGGGAGUGUCACCGGGAGUGUCACCGGGAGUGUCACCGGGAGUGUCACCGGGAGUGUCACCGGGAGUGUCACCGGGAGUGUCACCGGGAGUGUCACCGGGAGUGUCACCGGGAGUGUCACCGGGAGUGUCACCGGGAGUGUCACCGGGAGUGUCACCGGGAGUGUCACCGGGAGUGUCACCGGGAGUGUCACCGGGAGUGUCACCGGGAGUGUCACCGGGAGUGUCACCGGGAGUGUCACCGGGAGUGUCACCGGGAGUGUCACCGGGAGUGUCACCGGGAGUGUCACCGGGAGUGUCACCGGGAGUGUCACCGGGAGUGUCACCGGGAGUGUCACCGGGAGUGUCACCGGGAGUGUCACCGGGAGUGUCACCGGGAGUGUCACCGGGAGUGUCACCGGGAGUGUCACCGGGAGUGUCACCGGGAGUGUCACCGGGAGUGUCACCGGGAGUGUCACCGGGAGUGUCACCGGGAGUGUCACCGGGAGUGUCACCGGGAGUGUCACCGGGAGUGUCACCGGGAGUGUCACCGGGAGUGUCACCGGGAGUGUCACCGGGAGUGUCACCGGGAGUGUCACCGGGAGUGUCACCGGGAGUGUCACCGGGAGUGUCACCGGGAGUGUCACCGGGAGUGUCACCGGGAGUGUCACCGGGAGUGUCACCGGGAGUGUCACCGGGAGUGUCACCGGGAGUGUCACCGGGAGUGUCACCGGGAGUGUCACCGGGAGUGUCACCGGGAGUGUCACCGGGAGUGUCACCGGGAGUGUCACCGGGAGUGUCACCGGGAGUGUCACCGGGAGUGUCACCGGGAGUGUCACCGGGAGUGUCACCGGGAGUGUCACCGGGAGUGUCACCGGGAGUGUCACCGGGAGUGUCACCGGGAGUGUCACCGGGAGUGUCACCGGGAGUGUCACCGGGAGUGUCACCGGGAGUGUCACCGGGAGUGUCACCGGGAGUGUCACCGGGAGUGUCACCGGGAGUGUCACCGGGAGUGUCACCGGGAGUGUCACCGGGAGUGUCACCGGGAGUGUCACCGGGAGUGUCACCGGGAGUGUCACCGGGAGUGUCACCGGGAGUGUCACCGGGAGUGUCACCGGGAGUGUCACCGGGAGUGUCACCGGGAGUGUCACCGGGAGUGUCACCGGGAGUGUCACCGGGAGUGUCACCGGGAGUGUCACCGGGAGUGUCACCGGGAGUGUCACCGGGAGUGUCACCGGGAGUGUCACCGGGAGUGUCACCGGGAGUGUCACCGGGAGUGUCACCGGGAGUGUCACCGGGAGUGUCACCGGGAGUGUCACCGGGAGUGUCACCGGGAGUGUCACCGGGAGUGUCACCGGGAGUGUCACCGGGAGUGUCACCGGGAGUGUCACCGGGAGUGUCACCGGGAGUGUCACCGGGAGUGUCACCGGGAGUGUCACCGGGAGUGUCACCGGGAGUGUCACCGGGAGUGUCACCGGGAGUGUCACCGGGAGUGUCACCGGGAGUGUCACCGGGAGUGUCACCGGGAGUGUCACCGGGAGUGUCACCGGGAGUGUCACCGGGAGUGUCACCGGGAGUGUCACCGGGAGUGUCACCGGGAGUGUCACCGGGAGUGUCACCGGGAGUGUCACCGGGAGUGUCACCGGGAGUGUCACCGGGAGUGUCACCGGGAGUGUCACCGGGAGUGUCACCGGGAGUGUCACCGGGAGUGUCACCGGGAGUGUCACCGGGAGUGUCACCGGGAGUGUCACCGGGAGUGUCACCGGGAGUGUCACCGGGAGUGUCACCGGGAGUGUCACCGGGAGUGUCACCGGGAGUGUCACCGGGAGUGUCACCGGGAGUGUCACCGGGAGUGUCACCGGGAGUGUCACCGGGAGUGUCACCGGGAGUGUCACCGGGAGUGUCACCGGGAGUGUCACCGGGAGUGUCACCGGGAGUGUCACCGGGAGUGUCACCGGGAGUGUCACCGGGAGUGUCACCGGGAGUGUCACCGGGAGUGUCACCGGGAGUGUCACCGGGAGUGUCACCGGGAGUGUCACCGGGAGUGUCACCGGGAGUGUCACCGGGAGUGUCACCGGGAGUGUCACCGGGAGUGUCACCGGGAGUGUCACCGGGAGUGUCACCGGGAGUGUCACCGGGAGUGUCACCGGGAGUGUCACCGGGAGUGUCACCGGGAGUGUCACCGGGAGUGUCACCGGGAGUGUCACCGGGAGUGUCACCGGGAGUGUCACCGGGAGUGUCACCGGGAGUGUCACCGGGAGUGUCACCGGGAGUGUCACCGGGAGUGUCACCGGGAGUGUCACCGGGAGUGUCACCGGGAGUGUCACCGGGAGUGUCACCGGGAGUGUCACCGGGAGUGUCACCGGGAGUGUCACCGGGAGUGUCACCGGGAGUGUCACCGGGAGUGUCACCGGGAGUGUCACCGGGAGUGUCACCGGGAGUGUCACCGGGAGUGUCACCGGGAGUGUCACCGGGAGUGUCACCGGGAGUGUCACCGGGAGUGUCACCGGGAGUGUCACCGGGAGUGUCACCGGGAGUGUCACCGGGAGUGUCACCGGGAGUGUCACCGGGAGUGUCACCGGGAGUGUCACCGGGAGUGUCACCGGGAGUGUCACCGGGAGUGUCACCGGGAGUGUCACCGGGAGUGUCACCGGGAGUGUCACCGGGAGUGUCACCGGGAGUGUCACCGGGAGUGUCACCGGGAGUGUCACCGGGAGUGUCACCGGGAGUGUCACCGGGAGUGUCACCGGGAGUGUCACCGGGAGUGUCACCGGGAGUGUCACCGGGAGUGUCACCGGGAGUGUCACCGGGAGUGUCACCGGGAGUGUCACCGGGAGUGUCACCGGGAGUGUCACCGGGAGUGUCACCGGGAGUGUCACCGGGAGUGUCACCGGGAGUGUCACCGGGAGUGUCACCGGGAGUGUCACCGGGAGUGUCACCGGGAGUGUCACCGGGAGUGUCACCGGGAGUGUCACCGGGAGUGUCACCGGGAGUGUCACCGGGAGUGUCACCGGGAGUGUCACCGGGAGUGUCACCGGGAGUGUCACCGGGAGUGUCACCGGGAGUGUCACCGGGAGUGUCACCGGGAGUGUCACCGGGAGUGUCACCGGGAGUGUCACCGGGAGUGUCACCGGGAGUGUCACCGGGAGUGUCACCGGGAGUGUCACCGGGAGUGUCACCGGGAGUGUCACCGGGAGUGUCACCGGGAGUGUCACCGGGAGUGUCACCGGGAGUGUCACCGGGAGUGUCACCGGGAGUGUCACCGGGAGUGUCACCGGGAGUGUCACCGGGAGUGUCACCGGGAGUGUCACCGGGAGUGUCACCGGGAGUGUCACCGGGAGUGUCACCGGGAGUGUCACCGGGAGUGUCACCGGGAGUGUCACCGGGAGUGUCACCGGGAGUGUCACCGGGAGUGUCACCGGGAGUGUCACCGGGAGUGUCACCGGGAGUGUCACCGGGAGUGUCACCGGGAGUGUCACCGGGAGUGUCACCGGGAGUGUCACCGGGAGUGUCACCGGGAGUGUCACCGGGAGUGUCACCGGGAGUGUCACCGGGAGUGUCACCGGGAGUGUCACCGGGAGUGUCACCGGGAGUGUCACCGGGAGUGUCACCGGGAGUGUCACCGGGAGUGUCACCGGGAGUGUCACCGGGAGUGUCACCGGGAGUGUCACCGGGAGUGUCACCGGGAGUGUCACCGGGAGUGUCACCGGGAGUGUCACCGGGAGUGUCACCGGGAGUGUCACCGGGAGUGUCACCGGGAGUGUCACCGGGAGUGUCACCGGGAGUGUCACCGGGAGUGUCACCGGGAGUGUCACCGGGAGUGUCACCGGGAGUGUCACCGGGAGUGUCACCGGGAGUGUCACCGGGAGUGUCACCGGGAGUGUCACCGGGAGUGUCACCGGGAGUGUCACCGGGAGUGUCACCGGGAGUGUCACCGGGAGUGUCACCGGGAGUGUCACCGGGAGUGUCACCGGGAGUGUCACCGGGAGUGUCACCGGGAGUGUCACCGGGAGUGUCACCGGGAGUGUCACCGGGAGUGUCACCGGGAGUGUCACCGGGAGUGUCACCGGGAGUGUCACCGGGAGUGUCACCGGGAGUGUCACCGGGAGUGUCACCGGGAGUGUCACCGGGAGUGUCACCGGGAGUGUCACCGGGAGUGUCACCGGGAGUGUCACCGGGAGUGUCACCGGGAGUGUCACCGGGAGUGUCACCGGGAGUGUCACCGGGAGUGUCACCGGGAGUGUCACCGGGAGUGUCACCGGGAGUGUCACCGGGAGUGUCACCGGGAGUGUCACCGGGAGUGUCACCGGGAGUGUCACCGGGAGUGUCACCGGGAGUGUCACCGGGAGUGUCACCGGGAGUGUCACCGGGAGUGUCACCGGGAGUGUCACCGGGAGUGUCACCGGGAGUGUCACCGGGAGUGUCACCGGGAGUGUCACCGGGAGUGUCACCGGGAGUGUCACCGGGAGUGUCACCGGGAGUGUCACCGGGAGUGUCACCGGGAGUGUCACCGGGAGUGUCACCGGGAGUGUCACCGGGAGUGUCACCGGGAGUGUCACCGGGAGUGUCACCGGGAGUGUCACCGGGAGUGUCACCGGGAGUGUCACCGGGAGUGUCACCGGGAGUGUCACCGGGAGUGUCACCGGGAGUGUCACCGGGAGUGUCACCGGGAGUGUCACCGGGAGUGUCACCGGGAGUGUCACCGGGAGUGUCACCGGGAGUGUCACCGGGAGUGUCACCGGGAGUGUCACCGGGAGUGUCACCGGGAGUGUCACCGGGAGUGUCACCGGGAGUGUCACCGGGAGUGUCACCGGGAGUGUCACCGGGAGUGUCACCGGGAGUGUCACCGGGAGUGUCACCGGGAGUGUCACCGGGAGUGUCACCGGGAGUGUCACCGGGAGUGUCACCGGGAGUGUCACCGGGAGUGUCACCGGGAGUGUCACCGGGAGUGUCACCGGGAGUGUCACCGGGAGUGUCACCGGGAGUGUCACCGGGAGUGUCACCGGGAGUGUCACCGGGAGUGUCACCGGGAGUGUCACCGGGAGUGUCACCGGGAGUGUCACCGGGAGUGUCACCGGGAGUGUCACCGGGAGUGUCACCGGGAGUGUCACCGGGAGUGUCACCGGGAGUGUCACCGGGAGUGUCACCGGGAGUGUCACCGGGAGUGUCACCGGGAGUGUCACCGGGAGUGUCACCGGGAGUGUCACCGGGAGUGUCACCGGGAGUGUCACCGGGAGUGUCACCGGGAGUGUCACCGGGAGUGUCACCGGGAGUGUCACCGGGAGUGUCACCGGGAGUGUCACCGGGAGUGUCACCGGGAGUGUCACCGGGAGUGUCACCGGGAGUGUCACCGGGAGUGUCACCGGGAGUGUCACCGGGAGUGUCACCGGGAGUGUCACCGGGAGUGUCACCGGGAGUGUCACCGGGAGUGUCACCGGGAGUGUCACCGGGAGUGUCACCGGGAGUGUCACCGGGAGUGUCACCGGGAGUGUCACCGGGAGUGUCACCGGGAGUGUCACCGGGAGUGUCACCGGGAGUGUCACCGGGAGUGUCACCGGGAGUGUCACCGGGAGUGUCACCGGGAGUGUCACCGGGAGUGUCACCGGGAGUGUCACCGGGAGUGUCACCGGGAGUGUCACCGGGAGUGUCACCGGGAGUGUCACCGGGAGUGUCACCGGGAGUGUCACCGGGAGUGUCACCGGGAGUGUCACCGGGAGUGUCACCGGGAGUGUCACCGGGAGUGUCACCGGGAGUGUCACCGGGAGUGUCACCGGGAGUGUCACCGGGAGUGUCACCGGGAGUGUCACCGGGAGUGUCACCGGGAGUGUCACCGGGAGUGUCACCGGGAGUGUCACCGGGAGUGUCACCGGGAGUGUCACCGGGAGUGUCACCGGGAGUGUCACCGGGAGUGUCACCGGGAGUGUCACCGGGAGUGUCACCGGGAGUGUCACCGGGAGUGUCACCGGGAGUGUCACCGGGAGUGUCACCGGGAGUGUCACCGGGAGUGUCACCGGGAGUGUCACCGGGAGUGUCACCGGGAGUGUCACCGGGAGUGUCACCGGGAGUGUCACCGGGAGUGUCACCGGGAGUGUCACCGGGAGUGUCACCGGGAGUGUCACCGGGAGUGUCACCGGGAGUGUCACCGGGAGUGUCACCGGGAGUGUCACCGGGAGUGUCACCGGGAGUGUCACCGGGAGUGUCACCGGGAGUGUCACCGGGAGUGUCACCGGGAGUGUCACCGGGAGUGUCACCGGGAGUGUCACCGGGAGUGUCACCGGGAGUGUCACCGGGAGUGUCACCGGGAGUGUCACCGGGAGUGUCACCGGGAGUGUCACCGGGAGUGUCACCGGGAGUGUCACCGGGAGUGUCACCGGGAGUGUCACCGGGAGUGUCACCGGGAGUGUCACCGGGAGUGUCACCGGGAGUGUCACCGGGAGUGUCACCGGGAGUGUCACCGGGAGUGUCACCGGGAGUGUCACCGGGAGUGUCACCGGGAGUGUCACCGGGAGUGUCACCGGGAGUGUCACCGGGAGUGUCACCGGGAGUGUCACCGGGAGUGUCACCGGGAGUGUCACCGGGAGUGUCACCGGGAGUGUCACCGGGAGUGUCACCGGGAGUGUCACCGGGAGUGUCACCGGGAGUGUCACCGGGAGUGUCACCGGGAGUGUCACCGGGAGUGUCACCGGGAGUGUCACCGGGAGUGUCACCGGGAGUGUCACCGGGAGUGUCACCGGGAGUGUCACCGGGAGUGUCACCGGGAGUGUCACCGGGAGUGUCACCGGGAGUGUCACCGGGAGUGUCACCGGGAGUGUCACCGGGAGUGUCACCGGGAGUGUCACCGGGAGUGUCACCGGGAGUGUCACCGGGAGUGUCACCGGGAGUGUCACCGGGAGUGUCACCGGGAGUGUCACCGGGAGUGUCACCGGGAGUGUCACCGGGAGUGUCACCGGGAGUGUCACCGGAGUUGUCACCGGGAGUGUCACCGGGAGUGUCACCGGGAGUGUCACCGGGAGUGUCACCGGGAGUGUCACCGGGAGUGUCACCGGGAGUGUCACCGGGAGUGUCACCGGGAGUGUCACCGGGAGUGUCACCGGGAGUGUCACCGGGAGUGUCACCGGGAGUGUCACCGGGAGUGUCACCGGGAGUGUCACCGGGAGUGUCACCGGGAGUGUCACCGGGAGUGUCACCGGGAGUGUCACCGGGAGUGUCACCGGGAGUGUCACCGGGAGUGUCACCGGGAGUGUCACCGGGAGUGUCACCGGGAGUGUCACCGGGAGUGUCACCGGGAGUGUCACCGGGAGUGUCACCGGGAGUGUCACCGGGAGUGUCACCGGGAGUGUCACCGGGAGUGUCACCGGGAGUGUCACCGGGAGUGUCACCGGGAGUGUCACCGGGAGUGUCACCGGGAGUGUCACCGGGAGUGUCACCGGGAGUGUCACCGGGAGUGUCACCGGGAGUGUCACCGGGAGUGUCACCGGGAGUGUCACCGGGAGUGUCACCGGGAGUGUCACCGGGAGUGUCACCGGGAGUGUCACCGGGAGUGUCACCGGGAGUGUCACCGGGAGUGUCACCGGGAGUGUCACCGGGAGUGUCACCGGGAGUGUCACCGGGAGUGUCACCGGGAGUGUCACCGGGAGUGUCACCGGGAGUGUCACCGGGAGUGUCACCGGGAGUGUCACCGGGAGUGUCACCGGGAGUGUCACCGGGAGUGUCACCGGGAGUGUCACCGGGAGUGUCACCGGGAGUGUCACCGGGAGUGUCACCGGGAGUGUCACCGGGAGUGUCACCGGGAGUGUCACCGGGAGUGUCACCGGGAGUGUCACCGGGAGUGUCACCGGGAGUGUCACCGGGAGUGUCACCGGGAGUGUCACCGGGAGUGUCACCGGGAGUGUCACCGGGAGUGUCACCGGGAGUGUCACCGGGAGUGUCACCGGGAGUGUCACCGGGAGUGUCACCGGGAGUGUCACCGGGAGUGUCACCGGGAGUGUCACCGGGAGUGUCACCGGGAGUGUCACCGGGAGUGUCACCGGGAGUGUCACCGGGAGUGUCACCGGGAGUGUCACCGGGAGUGUCACCGGGAGUGUCACCGGGAGUGUCACCGGGAGUGUCACCGGGAGUGUCACCGGGAGUGUCACCGGGAGUGUCACCGGGAGUGUCACCGGGAGUGUCACCGGGAGUGUCACCGGGAGUGUCACCGGGAGUGUCACCGGGAGUGUCACCGGGAGUGUCACCGGGAGUGUCACCGGGAGUGUCACCGGGAGUGUCACCGGGAGUGUCACCGGGAGUGUCACCGGGAGUGUCACCGGGAGUGUCACCGGGAGUGUCACCGGGAGUGUCACCGGGAGUGUCACCGGGAGUGUCACCGGGAGUGUCACCGGGAGUGUCACCGGGAGUGUCACCGGGAGUGUCACCGGGAGUGUCACCGGGAGUGUCACCGGGAGUGUCACCGGGAGUGUCACCGGGAGUGUCACCGGGAGUGUCACCGGGAGUGUCACCGGGAGUGUCACCGGGAGUGUCACCGGGAGUGUCACCGGGAGUGUCACCGGGAGUGUCACCGGGAGUGUCACCGGGAGUGUCACCGGGAGUGUCACCGGGAGUGUCACCGGGAGUGUCACCGGGAGUGUCACCGGGAGUGUCACCGGGAGUGUCACCGGGAGUGUCACCGGGAGUGUCACCGGGAGUGUCACCGGGAGUGUCACCGGGAGUGUCACCGGGAGUGUCACCGGGAGUGUCACCGGGAGUGUCACCGGGAGUGUCACCGGGAGUGUCACCGGGAGUGUCACCGGGAGUGUCACCGGGAGUGUCACCGGGAGUGUCACCGGGAGUGUCACCGGGAGUGUCACCGGGAGUGUCACCGGGAGUGUCACCGGGAGUGUCACCGGGAGUGUCACCGGGAGUGUCACCGGGAGUGUCACCGGGAGUGUCACCGGGAGUGUCACCGGGAGUGUCACCGGGAGUGUCACCGGGAGUGUCACCGGGAGUGUCACCGGGAGUGUCACCGGGAGUGUCACCGGGAGUGUCACCGGGAGUGUCACCGGGAGUGUCACCGGGAGUGUCACCGGGAGUGUCACCGGGAGUGUCACCGGGAGUGUCACCGGGAGUGUCACCGGGAGUGUCACCGGGAGUGUCACCGGGAGUGUCACCGGGAGUGUCACCGGGAGUGUCACCGGGAGUGUCACCGGGAGUGUCACCGGGAGUGUCACCGGGAGUGUCACCGGGAGUGUCACCGGGAGUGUCACCGGGAGUGUCACCGGGAGUGUCACCGGGAGUGUCACCGGGAGUGUCACCGGGAGUGUCACCGGGAGUGUCACCGGGAGUGUCACCGGGAGUGUCACCGGGAGUGUCACCGGGAGUGUCACCGGGAGUGUCACCGGGAGUGUCACCGGGAGUGUCACCGGGAGUGUCACCGGGAGUGUCACCGGGAGUGUCACCGGGAGUGUCACCGGGAGUGUCACCGGGAGUGUCACCGGGAGUGUCACCGGGAGUGUCACCGGGAGUGUCACCGGGAGUGUCACCGGGAGUGUCACCGGGAGUGUCACCGGGAGUGUCACCGGGAGUGUCACCGGGAGUGUCACCGGGAGUGUCACCGGGAGUGUCACCGGGAGUGUCACCGGGAGUGUCACCGGGAGUGUCACCGGGAGUGUCACCGGGAGUGUCACCGGGAGUGUCACCGGGAGUGUCACCGGGAGUGUCACCGGGAGUGUCACCGGGAGUGUCACCGGGAGUGUCACCGGGAGUGUCACCGGGAGUGUCACCGGGAGUGUCACCGGGAGUGUCACCGGGAGUGUCACCGGGAGUGUCACCGGGAGUGUCACCGGGAGUGUCACCGGGAGUGUCACCGGGAGUGUCACCGGGAGUGUCACCGGGAGUGUCACCGGGAGUGUCACCGGGAGUGUCACCGGGAGUGUCACCGGGAGUGUCACCGGGAGUGUCACCGGGAGUGUCACCGGGAGUGUCACCGGGAGUGUCACCGGGAGUGUCACCGGGAGUGUCACCGGGAGUGUCACCGGGAGUGUCACCGGGAGUGUCACCGGGAGUGUCACCGGGAGUGUCACCGGGAGUGUCACCGGGAGUUGUCACCGGGAUGUCACCGGGAGUGUCACCGGGAGUGUCACCGGGAGUGUCACCGGGAGUGUCACCGGGAGUGUCACCGGGAGUGUCACCGGGAGUGUCACCGGGAGUGUCACCGGGAGUGUCACCGGGAGUGUCACCGGGAGUGUCACCGGGAGUGUCACCGGGAGUGUCACCGGGAGUGUCACCGGGAGUGUCACCGGGAGUGUCACCGGGAGUGUCACCGGGAGUGUCACCGGGAGUGUCACCGGGAGUGUCACCGGGAGUGUCACCGGGAGUGUCACCGGGAGUGUCACCGGGAGUGUCACCGGGAGUGUCACCGGGAGUGUCACCGGGAGUGUCACCGGGAGUGUCACCGGGAGUGUCACCGGGAGUGUCACCGGGAGUGUCACCGGGAGUGUCACCGGGAGUGUCACCGGGAGUGUCACCGGGAGUGUCACCGGGAGUGUCACCGGGAGUGUCACCGGGAGUGUCACCGGGAGUGUCACCGGGAGUGUCACCGGGAGUGUCACCGGGAGUGUCACCGGGAGUGUCACCGGGAGUGUCACCGGGAGUGUCACCGGGAGUGUCACCGGGAGUGUCACCGGGAGUGUCACCGGGAGUGUCACCGGGAGUGUCACCGGGAGUGUCACCGGGAGUGUCACCGGGAGUGUCACCGGGAGUGUCACCGGGAGUGUCACCGGGAGUGUCACCGGGAGUGUCACCGGGAGUGUCACCGGGAGUGUCACCGGGAGUGUCACCGGGAGUGUCACCGGGAGUGUCACCGGGAGUGUCACCGGGAGUGUCACCGGGAGUGUCACCGGGAGUGUCACCGGGAGUGUCACCGGGAGUGUCACCGGGAGUGUCACCGGGAGUGUCACCGGGAGUGUCACCGGGAGUGUCACCGGGAGUGUCACCGGGAGUGUCACCGGGAGUGUCACCGGGAGUGUCACCGGGAGUGUCACCGGGAGUGUCACCGGGAGUGUCACCGGGAGUGUCACCGGGAGUGUCACCGGGAGUGUCACCGGGAGUGUCACCGGGAGUGUCACCGGGAGUGUCACCGGGAGUGUCACCGGGAGUGUCACCGGGAGUGUCACCGGGAGUGUCACCGGGAGUGUCACCGGGAGUGUCACCGGGAGUGUCACCGGGAGUGUCACCGGGAGUGUCACCGGGAGUGUCACCGGGAGUGUCACCGGGAGUGUCACCGGGAGUGUCACCGGGAGUGUCACCGGGAGUGUCACCGGGAGUGUCACCGGGAGUGUCACCGGGAGUGUCACCGGGAGUGUCACCGGGAGUGUCACCGGGAGUGUCACCGGGAGUGUCACCGGGAGUGUCACCGGGAGUGUCACCGGGAGUGUCACCGGGAGUGUCACCGGGAGUGUCACCGGGAGUGUCACCGGGAGUGUCACCGGGAGUGUCACCGGGAGUGUCACCGGGAGUGUCACCGGGAGUGUCACCGGGAGUGUCACCGGGAGUGUCACCGGGAGUGUCACCGGGAGUGUCACCGGGAGUGUCACCGGGAGUGUCACCGGGAGUGUCACCGGGAGUGUCACCGGGAGUGUCACCGGGAGUGUCACCGGGAGUGUCACCGGGAGUGUCACCGGGAGUGUCACCGGGAGUGUCACCGGGAGUGUCACCGGGAGUGUCACCGGGAGUGUCACCGGGAGUGUCACCGGGAGUGUCACCGGGAGUGUCACCGGGAGUGUCACCGGGAGUGUCACCGGGAGUGUCACCGGGAGUGUCACCGGGAGUGUCACCGGGAGUGUCACCGGGAGUGUCACCGGGAGUGUCACCGGGAGUGUCACCGGGAGUGUCACCGGGAGUGUCACCGGGAGUGUCACCGGGAGUGUCACCGGGAGUGUCACCGGGAGUGUCACCGGGAGUGUCACCGGGAGUGUCACCGGGAGUGUCACCGGGAGUGUCACCGGGAGUGUCACCGGGAGUGUCACCGGGAGUUGUCACCGGGGUGUCACCGGGAGUGUCACCGGGAGUGUCACCGGGAGUGUCACCGGGAGUGUCACCGGGAGUGUCACCGGGAGUGUCACCGGGAGUGUCACCGGGAGUGUCACCGGGAGUGUCACCGGGAGUGUCACCGGGAGUGUCACCGGGAGUGUCACCGGGAGUGUCACCGGGAGUGUCACCGGGAGUGUCACCGGGAGUGUCACCGGGAGUGUCACCGGGAGUGUCACCGGGAGUGUCACCGGGAGUGUCACCGGGAGUGUCACCGGGAGUGUCACCGGGAGUGUCACCGGGAGUGUCACCGGGAGUGUCACCGGGAGUGUCACCGGGAGUGUCACCGGGAGUGUCACCGGGAGUGUCACCGGGAGUGUCACCGGGAGUGUCACCGGGAGUGUCACCGGGAGUGUCACCGGGAGUGUCACCGGGAGUGUCACCGGGAGUGUCACCGGGAGUGUCACCGGGAGUGUCACCGGGAGUGUCACCGGGAGUGUCACCGGGAGUGUCACCGGGAGUGUCACCGGGAGUGUCACCGGGAGUGUCACCGGGAGUGUCACCGGGAGUGUCACCGGGAGUGUCACCGGGAGUGUCACCGGGAGUGUCACCGGGAGUGUCACCGGGAGUGUCACCGGGAGUGUCACCGGGAGUGUCACCGGGAGUGUCACCGGGAGUGUCACCGGGAGUGUCACCGGGAGUGUCACCGGGAGUGUCACCGGGAGUGUCACCGGGAGUGUCACCGGGAGUGUCACCGGGAGUGUCACCGGGAGUGUCACCGGGAGUGUCACCGGGAGUGUCACCGGGAGUGUCACCGGGAGUGUCACCGGGAGUGUCACCGGGAGUGUCACCGGGAGUGUCACCGGGAGUGUCACCGGGAGUGUCACCGGGAGUGUCACCGGGAGUGUCACCGGGAGUGUCACCGGGAGUGUCACCGGGAGUGUCACCGGGAGUGUCACCGGGAGUGUCACCGGGAGUGUCACCGGGAGUGUCACCGGGAGUGUCACCGGGAGUGUCACCGGGAGUGUCACCGGGAGUGUCACCGGGAGUGUCACCGGGAGUGUCACCGGGAGUGUCACCGGGAGUGUCACCGGGAGUGUCACCGGGAGUGUCACCGGGAGUGUCACCGGGAGUGUCACCGGGAGUGUCACCGGGAGUGUCACCGGGAGUGUCACCGGGAGUGUCACCGGGAGUGUCACCGGGAGUGUCACCGGGAGUGUCACCGGGAGUGUCACCGGGAGUGUCACCGGGAGUGUCACCGGGAGUGUCACCGGGAGUGUCACCGGGAGUGUCACCGGGAGUGUCACCGGGAGUGUCACCGGGAGUGUCACCGGGAGUGUCACCGGGAGUGUCACCGGGAGUGUCACCGGGAGUGUCACCGGGAGUGUCACCGGGAGUGUCACCGGGAGUGUCACCGGGAGUGUCACCGGGAGUGUCACCGGGAGUGUCACCGGGAGUGUCACCGGGAGUGUCACCGGGAGUGUCACCGGGAGUGUCACCGGGAGUGUCACCGGGAGUGUCACCGGGAGUGUCACCGGGAGUGUCACCGGGAGUGUCACCGGGAGUGUCACCGGGAGUGUCACCGGGAGUGUCACCGGGAGUGUCACCGGGAGUGUCACCGGGAGUGUCACCGGGAGUGUCACCGGGAGUGUCACCGGGAGUGUCACCGGGAGUGUCACCGGGAGUGUCACCGGGAGUGUCACCGGGAGUGUCACCGGGAGUGUCACCGGGAGUGUCACCGGGAGUGUCACCGGGAGUGUCACCGGGAGUGUCACCGGGAGUGUCACCGGGAGUGUCACCGGGAGUGUCACCGGGAGUGUCACCGGGAGUGUCACCGGGAGUGUCACCGGGAGUGUCACCGGGAGUGUCACCGGGAGUGUCACCGGGAGUGUCACCGGGAGUGUCACCGGGAGUGUCACCGGGAGUGUCACCGGGAGUGUCACCGGGAGUGUCACCGGGAGUGUCACCGGGAGUGUCACCGGGAGUGUCACCGGGAGUGUCACCGGGAGUGUCACCGGGAGUGUCACCGGGAGUGUCACCGGGAGUGUCACCGGGAGUGUCACCGGGAGUGUCACCGGGAGUGUCACCGGGAGUGUCACCGGGAGUGUCACCGGGAGUGUCACCGGGAGUGUCACCGGGAGUGUCACCGGGAGUGUCACCGGGAGUGUCACCGGGAGUGUCACCGGGAGUGUCACCGGGAGUGUCACCGGGAGUGUCACCGGGAGUGUCACCGGGAGUGUCACCGGGAGUGUCACCGGGAGUGUCACCGGGAGUGUCACCGGGAGUGUCACCGGGAGUGUCACCGGGAGUGUCACCGGGAGUGUCACCGGGAGUGUCACCGGGAGUGUCACCGGGAGUGUCACCGGGAGUGUCACCGGGAGUGUCACCGGGAGUGUCACCGGGAGUGUCACCGGGAGUGUCACCGGGAGUGUCACCGGGAGUGUCACCGGGAGUGUCACCGGGAGUGUCACCGGGAGUGUCACCGGGAGUGUCACCGGGAGUGUCACCGGGAGUGUCACCGGGAGUGUCACCGGGAGUGUCACCGGGAGUGUCACCGGGAGUGUCACCGGGAGUGUCACCGGGAGUGUCACCGGGAGUGUCACCGGGAGUGUCACCGGGAGUGUCACCGGGAGUGUCACCGGGAGUGUCACCGGGAGUGUCACCGGGAGUGUCACCGGGAGUGUCACCGGGAGUGUCACCGGGAGUGUCACCGGGAGUGUCACCGGGAGUGUCACCGGGAGUGUCACCGGGAGUGUCACCGGGAGUGUCACCGGGAGUGUCACCGGGAGUGUCACCGGGAGUGUCACCGGGAGUGUCACCGGGAGUGUCACCGGGAGUGUCACCGGGAGUGUCACCGGGAGUGUCACCGGGAGUGUCACCGGGAGUGUCACCGGGAGUGUCACCGGGAGUGUCACCGGGAGUGUCACCGGGAGUGUCACCGGGAGUGUCACCGGGAGUGUCACCGGGAGUGUCACCGGGAGUGUCACCGGGAGUGUCACCGGGAGUGUCACCGGGAGUGUCACCGGGAGUGUCACCGGGAGUGUCACCGGGAGUGUCACCGGGAGUGUCACCGGGAGUGUCACCGGGAGUGUCACCGGGAGUGUCACCGGGAGUGUCACCGGGAGUGUCACCGGGAGUGUCACCGGGAGUGUCACCGGGAGUGUCACCGGGAGUGUCACCGGGAGUGUCACCGGGAGUGUCACCGGGAGUGUCACCGGGAGUGUCACCGGGAGUGUCACCGGGAGUGUCACCGGGAGUGUCACCGGGAGUGUCACCGGGAGUGUCACCGGGAGUGUCACCGGGAGUGUCACCGGGAGUGUCACCGGGAGUGUCACCGGGAGUGUCACCGGGAGUGUCACCGGGAGUGUCACCGGGAGUGUCACCGGGAGUGUCACCGGGAGUGUCACCGGGAGUGUCACCGGGAGUGUCACCGGGAGUGUCACCGGGAGUGUCACCGGGAGUGUCACCGGGAGUGUCACCGGGAGUGUCACCGGGAGUGUCACCGGGAGUGUCACCGGGAGUGUCACCGGGAGUGUCACCGGGAGUGUCACCGGGAGUGUCACCGGGAGUGUCACCGGGAGUGUCACCGGGAGUGUCACCGGGAGUGUCACCGGGAGUGUCACCGGGAGUGUCACCGGGAGUGUCACCGGGAGUGUCACCGGGAGUGUCACCGGGAGUGUCACCGGGAGUGUCACCGGGAGUGUCACCGGGAGUGUCACCGGGAGUGUCACCGGGAGUGUCACCGGGAGUGUCACCGGGAGUGUCACCGGGAGUGUCACCGGGAGUGUCACCGGGAGUGUCACCGGGAGUGUCACCGGGAGUGUCACCGGGAGUGUCACCGGGAGUGUCACCGGGAGUGUCACCGGGAGUGUCACCGGGAGUGUCACCGGGAGUGUCACCGGGAGUGUCACCGGGAGUGUCACCGGGAGUGUCACCGGGAGUGUCACCGGGAGUGUCACCGGGAGUGUCACCGGGAGUGUCACCGGGAGUGUCACCGGGAGUGUCACCGGGAGUGUCACCGGGAGUGUCACCGGGAGUGUCACCGGGAGUGUCACCGGGAGUGUCACCGGGAGUGUCACCGGGAGUGUCACCGGGAGUGUCACCGGGAGUGUCACCGGGAGUGUCACCGGGAGUGUCACCGGGAGUGUCACCGGGAGUGUCACCGGGAGUGUCACCGGGAGUGUCACCGGGAGUGUCACCGGGAGUGUCACCGGGAGUGUCACCGGGAGUGUCACCGGGAGUGUCACCGGGAGUGUCACCGGGAGUGUCACCGGGAGUGUCACCGGGAGUGUCACCGGGAGUGUCACCGGGAGUGUCACCGGGAGUGUCACCGGGAGUGUCACCGGGAGUGUCACCGGGAGUGUCACCGGGAGUGUCACCGGGAGUGUCACCGGGAGUGUCACCGGGAGUGUCACCGGGAGUGUCACCGGGAGUGUCACCGGGAGUGUCACCGGGAGUGUCACCGGGAGUGUCACCGGGAGUGUCACCGGGAGUGUCACCGGGAGUGUCACCGGGAGUGUCACCGGGAGUGUCACCGGGAGUGUCACCGGGAGUGUCACCGGGAGUGUCACCGGGAGUGUCACCGGGAGUGUCACCGGGAGUGUCACCGGGAGUGUCACCGGGAGUGUCACCGGGAGUGUCACCGGGAGUGUCACCGGGAGUGUCACCGGGAGUGUCACCGGGAGUGUCACCGGGAGUGUCACCGGGAGUGUCACCGGGAGUGUCACCGGGAGUGUCACCGGGAGUGUCACCGGGAGUGUCACCGGGAGUGUCACCGGGAGUGUCACCGGGAGUGUCACCGGGAGUGUCACCGGGAGUGUCACCGGGAGUGUCACCGGGAGUGUCACCGGGAGUGUCACCGGGAGUGUCACCGGGAGUGUCACCGGGAGUGUCACCGGGAGUGUCACCGGGAGUGUCACCGGGAGUGUCACCGGGAGUGUCACCGGGAGUGUCACCGGGAGUGUCACCGGGAGUGUCACCGGGAGUGUCACCGGGAGUGUCACCGGGAGUGUCACCGGGAGUGUCACCGGGAGUGUCACCGGGAGUGUCACCGGGAGUGUCACCGGGAGUGUCACCGGGAGUGUCACCGGGAGUGUCACCGGGAGUGUCACCGGGAGUGUCACCGGGAGUGUCACCGGGAGUGUCACCGGGAGUGUCACCGGGAGUGUCACCGGGAGUGUCACCGGGAGUGUCACCGGGAGUGUCACCGGGAGUGUCACCGGGAGUGUCACCGGGAGUGUCACCGGGAGUGUCACCGGGAGUGUCACCGGGAGUGUCACCGGGAGUGUCACCGGGAGUGUCACCGGGAGUGUCACCGGGAGUGUCACCGGGAGUGUCACCGGGAGUGUCACCGGGAGUGUCACCGGGAGUGUCACCGGGAGUGUCACCGGGAGUGUCACCGGGAGUGUCACCGGGAGUGUCACCGGGAGUGUCACCGGGAGUGUCACCGGGAGUGUCACCGGGAGUGUCACCGGGAGUGUCACCGGGAGUGUCACCGGGAGUGUCACCGGGAGUGUCACCGGGAGUGUCACCGGGAGUGUCACCGGGAGUGUCACCGGGAGUGUCACCGGGAGUGUCACCGGGAGUGUCACCGGGAGUGUCACCGGGAGUGUCACCGGGAGUGUCACCGGGAGUGUCACCGGGAGUGUCACCGGGAGUGUCACCGGGAGUGUCACCGGGAGUGUCACCGGGAGUGUCACCGGGAGUGUCACCGGGAGUGUCACCGGGAGUGUCACCGGGAGUGUCACCGGGAGUGUCACCGGGAGUGUCACCGGGAGUGUCACCGGGAGUGUCACCGGGAGUGUCACCGGGAGUGUCACCGGGAGUGUCACCGGGAGUGUCACCGGGAGUGUCACCGGGAGUGUCACCGGGAGUGUCACCGGGAGUGUCACCGGGAGUGUCACCGGGAGUGUCACCGGGAGUGUCACCGGGAGUGUCACCGGGAGUGUCACCGGGAGUGUCACCGGGAGUGUCACCGGGAGUGUCACCGGGAGUGUCACCGGGAGUGUCACCGGGAGUGUCACCGGGAGUGUCACCGGGAGUGUCACCGGGAGUGUCACCGGGAGUGUCACCGGGAGUGUCACCGGGAGUGUCACCGGGAGUGUCACCGGGAGUGUCACCGGGAGUGUCACCGGGAGUGUCACCGGGAGUGUCACCGGGAGUGUCACCGGGAGUGUCACCGGGAGUGUCACCGGGAGUGUCACCGGGAGUGUCACCGGGAGUGUCACCGGGAGUGUCACCGGGAGUGUCACCGGGAGUGUCACCGGGAGUGUCACCGGGAGUGUCACCGGGAGUGUCACCGGGAGUGUCACCGGGAGUGUCACCGGGAGUGUCACCGGGAGUGUCACCGGGAGUGUCACCGGGAGUGUCACCGGGAGUGUCACCGGGAGUGUCACCGGGAGUGUCACCGGGAGUGUCACCGGGAGUGUCACCGGGAGUGUCACCGGGAGUGUCACCGGGAGUGUCACCGGGAGUGUCACCGGGAGUGUCACCGGGAGUGUCACCGGGAGUGUCACCGGGAGUGUCACCGGGAGUGUCACCGGGAGUGUCACCGGGAGUGUCACCGGGAGUGUCACCGGGAGUGUCACCGGGAGUGUCACCGGGAGUGUCACCGGGAGUGUCACCGGGAGUGUCACCGGGAGUGUCACCGGGAGUGUCACCGGGAGUGUCACCGGGAGUGUCACCGGGAGUGUCACCGGGAGUGUCACCGGGAGUGUCACCGGGAGUGUCACCGGGAGUGUCACCGGGAGUGUCACCGGGAGUGUCACCGGGAGUGUCACCGGGAGUGUCACCGGGAGUGUCACCGGGAGUGUCACCGGGAGUGUCACCGGGAGUGUCACCGGGAGUGUCACCGGGAGUGUCACCGGGAGUGUCACCGGGAGUGUCACCGGGAGUGUCACCGGGAGUGUCACCGGGAGUGUCACCGGGAGUGUCACCGGGAGUGUCACCGGGAGUGUCACCGGGAGUGUCACCGGGAGUGUCACCGGGAGUGUCACCGGGAGUGUCACCGGGAGUGUCACCGGGAGUGUCACCGGGAGUGUCACCGGGAGUGUCACCGGGAGUGUCACCGGGAGUGUCACCGGGAGUGUCACCGGGAGUGUCACCGGGAGUGUCACCGGGAGUGUCACCGGGAGUGUCACCGGGAGUGUCACCGGGAGUGUCACCGGGAGUGUCACCGGGAGUGUCACCGGGAGUGUCACCGGGAGUGUCACCGGGAGUGUCACCGGGAGUGUCACCGGGAGUGUCACCGGGAGUGUCACCGGGAGUGUCACCGGGAGUGUCACCGGGAGUGUCACCGGGAGUGUCACCGGGAGUGUCACCGGGAGUGUCACCGGGAGUGUCACCGGGAGUGUCACCGGGAGUGUCACCGGGAGUGUCACCGGGAGUGUCACCGGGAGUGUCACCGGGAGUGUCACCGGGAGUGUCACCGGGAGUGUCACCGGGAGUGUCACCGGGAGUGUCACCGGGAGUGUCACCGGGAGUGUCACCGGGAGUGUCACCGGGAGUGUCACCGGGAGUGUCACCGGGAGUGUCACCGGGAGUGUCACCGGGAGUGUCACCGGGAGUGUCACCGGGAGUGUCACCGGGAGUGUCACCGGGAGUGUCACCGGGAGUGUCACCGGGAGUGUCACCGGGAGUGUCACCGGGAGUGUCACCGGGAGUGUCACCGGGAGUGUCACCGGGAGUGUCACCGGGAGUGUCACCGGGAGUGUCACCGGGAGUGUCACCGGGAGUGUCACCGGGAGUGUCACCGGGAGUGUCACCGGGAGUGUCACCGGGAGUGUCACCGGGAGUGUCACCGGGAGUGUCACCGGGAGUGUCACCGGGAGUGUCACCGGGAGUGUCACCGGGAGUGUCACCGGGAGUGUCACCGGGAGUGUCACCGGGAGUGUCGGCUUGA
Molecule: messenger RNA, 23700 nt
Organism: Schistocerca serialis cubense
Lineage: Eukaryota; Metazoa; Arthropoda; Insecta; Orthoptera; Acrididae
Product: mucin-19-like
Exons: 6
Coding region: 1-23700 (7899 amino acids)
Source: RefSeq, a predicted model, not a curated record